Bactrocera latifrons is the source of this 435-nucleotide messenger RNA. RefSeq lists its product as uncharacterized. The transcript is spliced from 2 exons. The record is from RefSeq and is a predicted model, not a curated record. Bases 58 to 435 code for a protein of 125 amino acids. Lineage: Eukaryota; Metazoa; Arthropoda; Insecta; Diptera; Tephritidae.
AUCAACUUUAUAGUCUCAAAAAGUAUCUGCCCACCGACAAAAACAAUAAAAACUAGCAUGAAAAAUUAUAAUUGUCAAAACCUCUACUAUAUGAUCGUGUGCGCUCUCAUCGGACUGGCACAUGCACGCCCUCUUUCCUAUGAUAAUAGCGUUGAGAAUCUCCGACCUACCGCAACUAAAACAACAGUAGAGCCCGACACGCUCGAUACAAAACUACCGGAAGUGCAACAGCAAAGCAUAGAGCCCGCUCUCGAAGCGCCAGCUCCUUUUGAGUUGAAUGAACGUGGGCGUCGCGCUUUGUCCGAGGCGCAACUCAAUGAGCCGGUCGAUGUGGAUUUCGAUAUGGAGCUGGCUGAAGUGAAUCUAUUUCGUCCACUCUUUCGUUAUCGCGCCGAAGUGGCACGUAACGUAGGAAGAGCGCGAAGAGUUGGCUAA